Messenger RNA from Budorcas taxicolor (takin), 1741 nucleotides. It is a transcript of the gene DCTD, whose product is annotated as dCMP deaminase. Gene Ontology annotation, biological process: dUMP biosynthetic process; dTMP biosynthetic process. Gene Ontology annotation, cellular component: cytoplasm. Bases 100 to 636 code for a protein of 178 amino acids. NCBI's taxonomy places the organism in Eukaryota, Metazoa, Chordata, Mammalia, Artiodactyla, Bovidae. Gene Ontology annotation, molecular function: zinc ion binding; dCMP deaminase activity. The transcript is spliced from 6 exons. The record is from RefSeq and is a predicted model, not a curated record.
AAGCACUCAUUCCGGGGCCCCCGCAGCGAGUUUGGGUGCUAACCUUUAAACUUUGAAUGAACGAGUUCGGGGACAUCUCCGGUGGCUCAAUGACCCAGCAUGAGCGAAGUUCCCUGCAGAAAACGUGAUGACUAUCUCGAAUGGCCUGAGUAUUUCAUGGCGGUGGCCUUCUUAUCAGCACAGAGGAGCAAAGAUCCAAAUUCCCAGGUCGGUGCCUGCAUCGUGAAUGCAGAAAAUAAAAUCGUGGGCAUCGGGUACAAUGGGAUGCCAAAUGGGUGCAGCGAUGACCUCUUGCCGUGGAGGAGGACAGCAGAGAACAUCCUGGAUACCAAGUACCCUUACGUGUGCCAUGCCGAGCUGAAUGCCAUUAUGAACAAAAACUCAGCAGACGUGAAAGGCUGUACCAUGUACGUCGCCUUGUUCCCGUGUAAUGAAUGUGCUAAGCUCAUCAUCCAGGCAGGUAUAAAAGAAGUUAUCUUCAUGUCUGAUAAAUACCACGACAGCAAUGAGACAACAGCUGCGAGGCUCAUGUUUGAAAUGGCCGGGAUCUCCUUCAGGAAAUUCACACCAAAGUGCAGCCAGAUUGUCAUUGACUUUGAUUCAAUUAACAGCAGACCGAGUCAGAAGCUGCAGUGAGUGCCAUCUCAUUAAAUCUCCCGAAGAUUGGGAUUAUCCUCUUCUAAGAAGCUGCUAAUGCAUCUCAUCUUGAAGUUACACAUAACUUUUUAAUAGCUGGGACGGCCAAAGUCGACAUCUAAAGAAUAUAAAACCUCAAGUCUUCCCGACUCCCUCUCCGGUCUCAUGGAAUCUGCAUCUGUUGAAACUCUUGAUUUAGGAUUUAAAGUAAAGGCGCCGCCCCCUCCGGUCUCCGGUUUCCUGGUUCACCGGUGGCUCUGCAGAAGGGGGUCAGCCGUGUGUUAUCCACUGUUUCACAGCCACUCUUCAACACCACGUAUGCUGGCAACAAACAAAUAAUUGCGGUUGUGUUCCUUCCGGGAUGAGCAGACACCCUGCCUGAACAUCUGGCCUCGGAGGGAAGAGAGAGACCCAUAGGACAGUAGCAUUUAGGCAUUUGCUCUGGAGAGUUGAGGGGACGCCCCCACCCACCCAGAAAUCCUGCAAGGGGUGCACCUUCAUCCUGACGGGUGAUGAGCAUCGCUGAGGUGGGGGGUUCUUUCUCCACUUCUGCGGUCCUGCCACCCCCGGGGUGGUGGCACCCUGUCCCUCUAGGGGCUGGGGACCCCUGUUGUUCCAGCUUCUGACUCUUGGUUUGUGGGGGAUGCAGAGCUCUUACCUUAGCGUCUCUGAGUAACGAGUUGCUCCCGGAGGAGGCAGCCUGUCUCCCUGCCUCACCCCAGGUCCACACCCUGCCGGGCAGUGUGUUAUGUGGGUAGGCAUGCACCUGCCACCCACGUGCCACCAGGGUCCAUUUCCAAGGCUGUCCUCUUCUCGCCUAUCAGUGAAAUGGGAGCAGGUUUCCGUUUCGUCCAGGUCUGUUGGUGACGCGAGCUCCCAUGUAUGCCUGCCGCCUUGCCUUCAUCAUCGACAUGAAUCUCACCUUCCUAAUCACCACCAUUUGGGGAAUGGGUCACAGUGCACCUUGUCUUUAAUCUCAUUUAAUUCUUAUUAAAUGCGCUCAGUACCUUCGUUGAGAAAAUGGUUUCUUUAUCCUAAAGAUUAUGACCGUUUUAAAAGACUCUCCUAUUUUUAUGAGUUUUUAUUUUGUCUCUGAGGUUCUGGA